Molecule: messenger RNA, 183 nt
Organism: Clunio marinus
Lineage: Eukaryota; Metazoa; Arthropoda; Insecta; Diptera; Chironomidae
Source: the annotation of a GenBank genome assembly
AUGAAGUCAAGUUGCUUUUGUCUAGCUAAACCACUAAUGCCAAACAGAUUCUCACUGUUGGAUAAGAAAUUAUUUCACUUAAAACUUGCUCCACAAAGAGCUAAUUUUGUGAAGCGAAGCGGUAUUAAAAAUGAACUCUUGCAAAAGCUAAACGCGAAGGACACGAAACCAAUUUAUUGGUAA